This is a messenger RNA of Neurospora hispaniola, 2688 nucleotides long. RefSeq names its product dipeptidyl peptidase IV N-terminal region-domain-containing protein. NCBI's taxonomy places the organism in Eukaryota, Fungi, Ascomycota, Sordariomycetes, Sordariales, Sordariaceae. Gene Ontology annotation, biological process: proteolysis. Gene Ontology annotation, molecular function: serine-type endopeptidase activity; dipeptidyl-peptidase activity. The record is from RefSeq and is a predicted model, not a curated record. The transcript has 2 exons. The coding region runs from base 1 to 2688 and encodes 895 amino acids. Gene Ontology annotation, cellular component: plasma membrane.
AUGUCGCAAGAAACCGACUCCACCGUAUCCACGACGAGCAUCGUCUUCGAUCGCAUACAAGAACGUCUUGACACCAAGGAGUUUUCGGCUCGCGGCACCGAUGGCGACGACAAUGACUCCCUCAAGGACGAACUAAACAAUGACGAUCUCGAGACUGGGCCCUUCUUGGGUAAUGCGAGCCCCUCUUCCCGUUCAUACCAGCGCUCAUCCGCCGACGGUCAGCGUAUGGAUCGCAGUUUGAGGAGAUGGUUAUUCAUCGUGUCGGGAGCGCUGGUCGCCACUUGGGUCAUCGGCCUGAUCUUCUUCGUCUCGUCCAAGGCCUACAAGCCAUCCUCCUCCUUCGCGCAUGACCCCCAAGCAACAGUCACGCACGGCAGUGGAAAGAAGGUCACGCUAGACCAAGUCUUGAACAAUGAAUGGCGUGCCAAGAGCCAUUCCAUCAGCUGGAUCGCUGGUGCAAACGGAGAAGAUGGCCUUCUUCUGGAGAAGGAGGGCGCAAAUAAAGACUACCUUGUGGUCGAAGAUGUGCGAGCUCAGAACCCUUCCUCCGUCCAAGCCUCCAAAAGCAAGACCCUGAUCAAAGACAAAUUGUUUGAAUUUGCCAACAAAACAUACUGGCCUACUGUCACCGUUCCCAGCCGGGACUUGAAGAAAGUCUUGCUUGCGACCGACGUUCAGAACAACUGGCGCCACUCAUACUACGCUGUCUACUGGAUCUUUGACGUUGAGACUCAGCAAGCUGAGCCUCUGGUUCCCUACGAUGUCGAUGCUCGUCUCCAGCUGGCGUCAUGGAGCCCCACCAGUGAUGCCAUUGUCUACACUCGGGAUAACAACAUGUUCCUUCGCAAACUCGACAGCGAUAAGAUUGUGCAAAUCACCAGGGACGGCAGUGCAGACGUUUUCAACGGUGUCCCCGACUGGGUCUACGAGGAAGAGGUGUUGGCAAGCGGUGUUGCGACCUGGUGGUCCGAGGAUGGCAAUUAUGUUGCCUUUUUGCGGACCAACGAAACAGGCGUCCCCGAGUAUCCCAUCCAGUACUUUGUGUCAAGACCCAGUGGCGAGGAGCCUAAACCGGGAGAGGAGAACUACCCCGAGGUCAGACAAAUAAAAUACCCAAGGGCCGGCGCACACAACCCCAUUGUCGACCUCAAGUUUUAUGAUGUCGAACGUGGCGAUGUCUUUUCUGUCGAUAUCUCAGGCCGUUUUGCCGACGAUGAUCGCCUUAUCACCGAGGUUAUCUGGGCCGGGAAGCAGGUCUUGAUCAAGGAGACAAACAGAGUGAGUGAUGUGAUGCGCGUCGUGCUGGUUGACGUUGGAUCGCGCACUGGAAAGGCAGUCAGAACCGUUGAUGUCAACGACAUCGACGGUGGCUGGUUUGAGAUCUCCCACAAGACCAAGUUCAUUCCGGCCGAUCCUGCCAACGGUCGUCCUGAUGAUGGCUAUGUGGACACUAUCAUUCACAACAAUGGUGAUCAUCUAGCAUACUUCACGCCGUUGGAUAAUCCAAACCCCAUCAUGCUCACCUCUGGGGACUACGAAGUUGUCGAUGCGCCAUCUGCCGUUGACCUGCAAAGGAACCUGGUCUACUUUGUUUCCACGAAAGAAUCCUCGAUCCAGCGUCAUGUCUACCAGGUCAAGCUGACCGGAGAAGAUAUGACACCGGUGACGGACACUACCAAGGAGGGUUACUACGCCAUCUCGUUCUCUACCGGUGCCGGAUACGCCUUGGUGUCCUACCAGGGCCCAGACAUUCCCUGGCAAAAGGUCAUCAGCACCCCGAGCAACCCCGACAAGUACGAGCACGUCGUGGAGGAGAACAAAGAUCUCGCCGAAGCCGCCAAGAAGCACGAACUUCCUAUCAAUAUCUAUGGCACUAUCAACGUUGACGGCGUAGAACUUAACUACAUCGAGAGACGUCCGCCACAUUUUGACAAGAACAAGAAGUAUCCCGUGCUGUUCCAACAGUACAGCGGUCCCGUCUCCCAGACCGUCAAGAAAACCUUUGCUGUCGACUUCCAAUCGUUUGUGGCUGCUGGUCUCGGUUAUAUCUGCGUUACGGUUGACGGGCGUGGAACAGGCUUCAUUGGCCGUAAGAACCGUGUCAUUAUCCGGGGCAACCUCGGUACCUGGGAAUCUCACGAUCAAAUCGCUGCCGGGAAGCACUGGGCUCAGAAGGAUUACGUAGACGAAGACCGUCUUGCCAUCUGGGGCUGGAGCUACGGCGGCUACAUGACGCUCAAGACCCUCGAGCAGGAUGCGGGACAGACCUUCAAGUACGGCAUGGCCGUCGCCCCCGUCACCGAUUGGCGCUUCUACGACAGCAUCUACACGGAGCGGUACAUGCGCACCCCCCAGACGAAUCCCGAGGGCUACGAAUCAGCCGCCGUCACCAACGUUACUGCCCUUUCGCAGAACGUGCGCUUUCUCUUGAUGCACGGCGUGGCCGACGAUAACGUUCACAUGCAGAACUCUUUGACGCUCUUGGACGCGCUCGAUCAGCGGAGCGUUGAGAACUAUGAUGUUCAUGUUUUUCCUGAUAGUGAUCAUGGCAUUUAUUUCCAUAAUGCUAACCGGAUCGUGUUUGAUAAACUGACUAACUGGUUGGUCAAUGCUUUCAACGGCGAAUGGUUGAAAAUCGCCAACGCGCAGCCGAACGGCAUGAAGCGGCGUGCUCUUCCCACUGCUUGA